AUGGAUGAUUGUAGUUAUACCAACAUUGCCAGCAAACCCAUAUAUAUCCAAGUACCGUCAGACCUCCGAAUUACUCCACCAAAUCCAGAAAUUCCUGGAUUACCUAAACUGCUCCCAUCAACAUUCAGAACAGUGGUUGUGCUCUCCUCUGGAUGCCAAAUCAUUCUUUCGUUUGCUUUCUCUUUUCUUCUUCAUCUAUUCAAUUUCAAAAAGCACCUUAACUCUUUCAUCACUCUUCUUACCUUGAUCAACAUUACCGGUGUUGCAACCAACAACAAUAACAAUAAUAAUCUAAAAUUUGUUAACCCUUCAGUUUCAUUCAAAUCAAAACCUAAGCCUAUUAUCUCUAUUUCAGGACAGCCCAAGAUCCGUGAAAUGGAACGAUUUGUUAAUUGUACCGAGAGUGUUGGAUUUGAGAACAUUGAUGAAAAUGAUGAGUAUGAAGGUGAAUAUUGUCCGACGAAGAAGAGAGGUGUAAAUAGUAGUAAUACAUUUCCACCACCACUUUCUUCGUUAGGUGGUAACGGUCAACCGAGUUUUAUUCUAUUACCGGUGAGAAAGAACGGAAUGUUACAACUCAACAAAGUGGAAGUAAAGAGACCUACACCUCUCUACGCUAGUCGAGAAGAUGGACGGUUGAGAUUGUAUCUUGUUCCAGAUCAAUGCUACAUAGAUGAUAUGGAACAAGAGGAGUCUGAUGAGGAAGAAGAAAAUGAAGAAGAGGAAGAAGAAAGUACUAUUGUAGAAUCAGAAUCAUCAGAAGAGAAAAUGGUUGAAGAGAGUAGGUAUGAGGAAGAUGAUAGGGUUAGAGAGUGGAAUAAACAGUAUAGAAGGAAGUGUCAUCAGGAAUUUGUGAGUCAUAUUCAUGGAAGCCAUAACAACCUGCUCAUGUGUGGAGUUGGUAUUGCAUGA
Messenger RNA from Trifolium pratense (red clover), 912 nucleotides. RefSeq lists its product as uncharacterized. Bases 1 to 912 code for a protein of 303 amino acids. Lineage: Eukaryota; Viridiplantae; Streptophyta; Magnoliopsida; Fabales; Fabaceae. The record is from RefSeq and is a predicted model, not a curated record. The transcript is spliced from 2 exons.